AUGCCGAGCGGCUCGGACAGCGGCGCGCUGGGGGGAGGCGGGGGCCUCAGCUGGGCCGAGAAGAAGCUGGAGGAGCGCCGCAAGCGGAGGCGGUUCCUGUCCCCGCAGCAGCCGCCGCUGCUGCUGCCGCUGCUGCAGCCGCAGCUCCUGCAGGCGGCCUCCUCCUCCUCCUCCCCCCCGCCCGAACCGGGGUCCGGGUCCGGGUCCGGGUCCUGGCCCGGCGCGGGGAGCCCGGCCUCGUCGUCGGGCGGCCCGCGGCGCGGGGACGGGGCGGAGCGGCGGGCGCGCCGGGACCACCGCGGCAACGGCGGGCGCGGCAAGGACCGACACCGCGACCACCGCCGCCGGGACGCCCAGCGCGGGGCCGCGGACCCCGCCAAGGCCCGCGCCCGGCGCCCGACCGCCGACGCCGACGACCGCAGCUCGUCCUCCAGGACCAACGGCGGGGGCCGCAGAAAGAGCGCCUCGGCCGGGGGCGGCAGCGGCGGCGGCGGCGGCGGCGGGAGCCGCAAGGACCGGGACCCCAAGCCCCGCCGCAGCCGGACUAAGUCGUCGGCCAAGGAGCCGCCGGCCGCCUACAAGGAGCCGCCCAAGGCCUACCGGGACGAGAAGCCCGAGCCCAAGGCCUACCGGCGGCGCCAGCAGCCGUCGCAGCCGACCACGUCGUCGUCCUCGUCCUCCUCCCAGCCGCCGCGGAGGUCCCUCAGCCCGCCCGGCGCCCGCGACGACAGCCCCGGCCCGCACCGACCCGCGCAGGGCUCCAGGAGCCGCAAGUCGCCCGGCUCCCCGCCCGGAGGCGGAGGCGGCGGGGGCUCCGGGGCCAGCCCCUACUCCCGGAGGCCCCGCUCCCCGAGCCCCUACAGCCGCCGCCGCUCGCCCAGCUACAGCCGACACAGCUCCUACGAGCGCGGCGGCGGCGGCGGCGGAGACACCUCCCCCGGGCCCUACGGCGGCGGCGGCAGCAGCUGGCGACGCUCCCGCAGCCCCUACAGCCCCGGGCCCAGGAGAACAGCCAAGUCUCGGAGCAGGAGCCCUUAUUCAUGUCGGCACUCGCGGUCCCGCAGCCGACACAGACUGUCCCGGUCGCGAAGCCGGCAUUCGAGCAUCUCCCCCAGCACCCUGACCCUGAAAAGCAGCCUGGCGGCCGAACUGAACAAGAAUAAAAAAGCCAGAGCCGCCGAGGCAGCCAAAGCUCAGGCGAAAGCGUCCAGCGCCUCCACGCCCACGAAGGGGAAUCCCGACGCGGGGGCCGGCGCGGCCCAGACGAACCACGUGAAGGACCUGAAGAAGCUUAAAACGGAGCACACCCCUUCACCCACCGCCGGCGCCGGCCCGCCCAAGACAGACAAGGCGAAAGCCAAGACCCCCCUGGCCCAAACGGCCAAGAUGGAGAACAACGUGACCGUAGACAAAACCGCCAAGAAAGGGGCGGUAGCCGUCAAAGAGAGUAAACCGGCCGGCCUUAAAGAGGAGCCCAUCCCCCCCACCAAGGAGAAAAGCAAACCGCGGACUCCGAGCGUGGGAGCCAAGGAGAAAGAUCCCCAUUUGGCGUUGGUCACCUCGACGUUGCCCCCUCUACCUUUUCCUCCCAUGCUGCCCGAAGAUAAGGAUGCAGACAGCUUGCGAGCAAGUAUUUCAGUCAAGGCAGUCAAAAAAGAAGUGGAGAAGAAACUUCGCUGUCUACUUGCAGACUUGCCCCUUCCACCGGAGCUACCAGGAGGGGAUGAGUUAUCGAGAAGUCCUGAGGAGAAGAAGACUCCGACACAGCCGCAUGGUAAAAGGAGGCCUAGAAUAUGCGGACCCCGCUUCGGUGAAAUUAAAGAAAAAGAUAUUGAUUGGGGAAAACGCUGUGUGGAUAAAUUCGAUAUCAUCGGAAUCAUUGGGGAAGGCACGUAUGGACAAGUAUAUAAAGCCAGGGAUAAAGAUACAGGAGAAAUGGUGGCCUUGAAAAAGGUGCGCCUGGAUAAUGAAAAGGAAGGCUUCCCAAUCACAGCUAUUCGGGAAAUCAAAAUCCUUAGACAACUCACCCACCAAAGUAUUAUCAACAUGAAGGAAAUAGUAACAGACAAGGAAGAUGCGUUAGAUUUCAAAAAGGACAAAGCCAGAGGCUUGAUAGAGGGAGAAAAGAAAAAAACUGGUGCCCAAGAGAAUCACCUCAUCCGCACCUUCAUCGGUGCAUUCUAUCUGGUGUUUGAAUAUAUGGACCAUGACCUGAUGGGAUUGCUAGAAUCGGGCUUGGUUCACUUUAAUGAAAACCAUAUAAAGUCAUUCAUGAGACAGCUGAUGGAGGGCUUGGAUUACUGCCACAAGAAGAACUUUUUGCAUAGAGAUAUUAAGUGUUCAAAUAUCCUACUAAACAACAGAGGGCAGAUAAAGCUUGCAGAUUUUGGACUUGCUCGCCUAUAUAGCUCCGAGGAAAGUCGCCCCUACACUAACAAAGUGAUCACGUUAUGGUACCGGCCUCCAGAAUUGCUGCUGGGUGAGGAGCGAUAUACGCCAGCUAUUGACGUCUGGAGCUGUGGGUGUAUUCUUGGCGAACUCUUCACUAAAAAACCCAUUUUCCAAGCAAAUCAGGAACUGGCUCAGCUUGAACUAAUAAGCCGUAUAUGUGGAAGCCCAUGUCCUGCAGUGUGGCCUGAUGUCAUAAAACUUCCCUAUUUCAACACUAUGAAGCCAAAGAAGCAAUAUCGACGCAAGCUGAGAGAAGAAUUUGUUUUUAUUCCUCCUGCUGCACUAGAUUUGUUUGACUACAUGCUGGCCUUGGAUCCUAGCAAGCGCUGCACAGCCGAACAGGCUCUUCAGUGUGAGUUCCUGCGGGACGUCGAACCCUCGAAAAUGCCCCCACCAGAUCUUCCUUUGUGGCAAGAUUGUCACGAGCUAUGGAGUAAAAAGCGCCGAAGACAGAAGCAGAUGGGUAUGGCUGACGACACAUCAAGUGCAAAAAUUCCCCGGAAGGACCUGUCGGUGGGCAUGGAUGACAGCAGAACCAGCACCCCACAAGGAAUACAAACUUCUUCCCAACUCAAAUCUCAGGGCAACUGUAGUGUAGCGCUUGGUGAAAAGCAGCUGGAUCCACCGACCCCUCAACAGGAAGUUUCCAGACAGCUGGGGGGCGUGCAGCCCCCCAACCAGCCUCCGCCGCCCAAAGCGGACACGGACGCCGCCCAGGCCGCCGUGCAGAGCGCGUUUGCCGUGUUGCUGUCGCAGCUGAUCAAGGCCCAACAGUCGAAGCAGAAGGACGUGGCCCUGGAGGAGAAGGAGAACGGAGCAGGACUCGAUGGGGUGGGGCUGCCCAAACAGCCCCCAGAGCCUAGCGCUCUGACACCAGGGCAAGAGGACCACAUGCGGGAGAGGAGGGUUUUGGAGCGGAGCCCGGAGCCCGAGCGCCCUCGCAUCCUGCCUCCAGAUCAGCGGCCCCCCGAGCCGCCCGAGCCGCCCCCGUCCUCCGAAGAAGACCUGGAUUAUCGGACGGAGAACCCGCACGGAGCCAGCGCGGGCCCUCCGCCACCGGACCCGCACGCGGGGGUGAAAGCGGCCCUGUUGCAGCUGCUGGCCCAUCACCAGGGUCAGGAGGACGCCAAGGCGGAGCCGGGGGCGGAUUACCCGGCGGGCGACCCGUACGGCCCCAGCGCCGCAGACUACAAAGAUCGUUUCGGACCCUCUUCCUUCUCCUCGGCGCCUUACGUGCGGAACGAUGGGCUCGGCGGGGGAUGCGCCGCCUCGCUAGAAAGGCGAAGCUUCCUCGGGAACGCCGACGUCCAGCCCUUGGAAAGCUACAGUUCCGCUUCAUCUCACUCGGGCGGCCCGCCCCCGCCCCCGCCCCCGCCCCCGCCCCCCGCCUUCUCCGAGUCGUUCCCCGGCGCGGCGGCCGGGUACGGAGACGUUUACCUCAGCAGCGGCCCCAUGCUGUUCAGCGGUGAUAAGGACCACCGAUUCGAGUACAGCCACGGCCCCAUCGCCGUGCUGGCCAACAGCAGCGACCCCCCGCCCGGGCCCGAGAGCACCCACUCUCUGCCCGCAAAGAUGCACAGUUAUAGCUACGGCGGGAGCGUCCAGGAGAGCCCCGGGCGGCCCGGCCUUCUCCACGGCCAGUCGUGGACGGCAGCCGCCCAGGGCGCCGCCUACCCCCAGGGCUACCGGGGACACGUCGGCGCGACGGCCGGCCGGGGGCGAGGCAGAGGACUGCCGUACUGAGUCUCGGUUUUUCCUCAGGCACAUUGUUUUUAUCUGGAAAGAUGUUUUCUAGCUGCAGUUUAAAGCAGCCGUCCGACAGACUUGAAUAAUAUUAAUUCGACAACAGCUUUAUUUUUAUGUGGAAAAGGGUCUCGCAUACAAAAGUUUCAACCCAACCAACCAACCAACCGACCACCACCUUUGCUUAAAAUCCGUGCUGUUCCAAGCAAUCAGACCUACCGACCGUACAUCUUCACAAAUCCUACUUAUCGAUUUAAUUUUGUAUUUGGCAGUUUUAAGUGGAUGCUAAACGGAGGGGCGUGAGCUUUUUACGGCCCUCUGGCUGAGAUCUUCUGAACUAUGCACAUUUGUGCUUUUUUUUGUAAGUUUGGACCAACUUUUAUGUAAAGAAAAAAAAAGUUUUACACCAAUCAGAAAGGGCACUGAUUUAUUUGGUAUUUUUCUUUUUACGCAGCAAAGGUCACUGUCAGUCCUUGCACCUGCUUUCAGUGUUAUUGUGGAGGUGUACUUUGUGCUCAUUUCAGAAAAUAAACACAACCUUUCUCUUGA
Molecule: messenger RNA, 4743 nt
Organism: Tachyglossus aculeatus (Australian echidna)
Lineage: Eukaryota; Metazoa; Chordata; Mammalia; Monotremata; Tachyglossidae
Gene: CDK13
Product: cyclin dependent kinase 13
Exons: 16
Coding region: 1-4194 (1397 amino acids)
Biological process (GO): positive regulation of transcription elongation by RNA polymerase II; transcription elongation by RNA polymerase II; protein phosphorylation
Cellular component (GO): nucleus; cyclin/CDK positive transcription elongation factor complex
Molecular function (GO): cyclin binding; RNA polymerase II CTD heptapeptide repeat kinase activity; cyclin-dependent protein serine/threonine kinase activity
Source: RefSeq, a predicted model, not a curated record